UGCAAGCGGAGUCUACGUAUGCCAUGACGAAGUUAAAACAGUUCAUAGAAAAUGAGGAUUUUUCUAAAUUUUUGGCACAGUUAUUUAAAUCUAAGGAUGUACGACCAUUUUUGACAAACGAAAAGUACAACAUUAAAGUUGAGAUCAGAGAAGUGAAAGAACCAGCAGAUCCAACUUUUGGUGUUUUGCAAUCCAUUGAUCGUCCAAAAUUAGAGACUACGUUUAGAUCGCGUUUGGAGAGAUGUCACAGUUUCCUUUUGGAGGAACUAGAGCCACGAUGUUUACUGAUGGAUCAAGCUGUUGCCGAAAUCUUUGGGUCGUGUUUUGAUAAGUUCAACCAGCCGGGCUUGAGAACGAUAGAAGCUGAAACCUUCUUAGAGUAUCUUAAGAAUCAGUCCGAGGAGAAAAUUAAAUUUGUUCUAGAAAAGCUGAAAGAGAAAAACCAAUAUAUAUACGACCAGCUGUUUCCAGAUACAUCGAAAUAUCAGGAUAUUGAAAUCGAACAAGUCAAAGGAAAUAUUUUGGACACUUUACCGGAGUUACUGGAUAUAGUGAGUAUUCCCUCAUUCCAGACACCUCUGUUGAGUGCUGGGGUAAUAACACCGGAAGCACUGGAUUUUAUACACAAGAGCAGUAAAAGUUGUAGAAUAGAAACUUUGCAGUUUGUCAAAUUGAUUUUACAUAGAGGACCAGAGGCAAUAAAACUUUUUCUCUCAGCUUUGGAAAAUUCAUGUGGCGAAAGCAUAUCUAAAAAUCUUCUACGGCCAAGGAAUGUUGAAACGAUGAGUGCUCAACGGAGAGGACACCCAAAGAUAAACUACAGAGUCUUCAACGAGGAAAGCGGAUUGCUGUUUGAAGGAAAAUUUGUACUAGAACUCGUCAGACAGGCCGGAAGAAAGGAAGAGGACAAGAAUAUAUUUAAGAAAGACAAAGAGCCAACAGUAGGUGCAAAUUUGGAAACACUACCUGAAGACGAUUUGUCCGAGACUAUAUGUUCACUACAAUUGUCCAAAGAAAGCACAAAGGAUGAUGAAACCACAACUGAAAAGCGUGCCUCUCCUUGGAGCUCCUAUUCUUUCAUGCACAUAUAUAUGUUUGUUUUCUUAGCUAUAUUCUUUUUAUUCCUUGGGGUUAUCCUUAGUUACAUGUUGAAACUCGAAAGUAAUUCAGGAUCUUUCAAAAGCAAUGUCUAA
Saccostrea cuccullata (small rock oyster) is the source of this 1193-nucleotide messenger RNA. RefSeq lists its product as uncharacterized. The transcript has 7 exons. Lineage: Eukaryota; Metazoa; Mollusca; Bivalvia; Ostreida; Ostreidae. The coding region runs from base 24 to 1193 and encodes 389 amino acids. The record is from RefSeq and is a predicted model, not a curated record.